Colletotrichum chrysophilum is the source of this 897-nucleotide messenger RNA. RefSeq lists its product as uncharacterized. Bases 1 to 897 code for a protein of 298 amino acids. The record is from RefSeq and is a predicted model, not a curated record. Gene Ontology annotation, molecular function: acetate transmembrane transporter activity. Gene Ontology annotation, cellular component: plasma membrane. NCBI's taxonomy places the organism in Eukaryota, Fungi, Ascomycota, Sordariomycetes, Glomerellales, Glomerellaceae. The transcript is spliced from 3 exons.
AUGGCCACGCACGAGACUCACCACAAUGCCGUCCCUCCAACGGACCUGGAGAAGGACGUGCAUACAUCUGGUGCUGACCAUCAUCACAGCGACCUCAAUGGUGCCCAAGUAGGCCACAACACUCAACGAAACGCCGGGCCCUUUACCCGCGUUGCCGACUACCGGAACAUGACUGAAGGAGAUGCGCAGGCAUUCGGUGGCUCUCUCCAGCCCGGACUGUGGAAGCCCUACGAGCACAGAAAGUUCGCCAACCCGGCGCCGCUGGGUCUUUCUGCUUUCGCCCUCACGACCUUCGUCCUUUCUUGCGUCAACCUCCACGCUCGCGGCGUCACUGCGCCCAACAUCGCCGUCCCCCUCGCCUUCGGAUACGGAGGUCUCGUCCAGCUCCUCGCCGGCAUGUGGGAGAUGGCCGUUGGUAACACCUUUGGUGCUACUGCUCUGUCCUCGUACGGAGGUUUCUGGAUCUCCUACGCCAUCCUGCUCACCCCCAACUGGAACAUCAUCGGAGCUGAUGGCCCGUACGCCGCCAACUACUCUGACCACUACUCUGCUGUCGGCUUCUUCCUGACGGGCUGGUUCAUCUUCACGACGCUGCUCUUGCUGUGCACCUUGCGCUCGACCGUCGUCUUCUUCCUGCUCUUCUUCACCCUCGACCUCGCCUUCCUCUUCCUCGCCUGCGAGAACUAUGCCGCCAACAACGGCGCCUUGACUGCCUCGCGCAACCUCCAGAUCUGCGGUGGCACCUUUGGAAUGCUAGCAGCAUUCCUGGCAUGGUAUUGCGCGCUGGCUGGUAUCCAAGAUGACAGCAACUCCUUCUUCCAGGUUCCCGUCUUCCACCUCCCGUGGUCCGACAAGGGCCGCGAGAUCCGCAAGGCCAAGAGCCGCUCGUCCGCCUAA